AUGCCGCAGGCCCUGGAGCGCGCCGAGGGCUGCUGGGCCUGGGUGGUCCUGCUGGCCUCCAUGGUGGCCCAGGGCCUCAGCCUGGGCUUCCCCACCUGCAUCGGCAUCUUCUUCACUGAGCUGCAGCAGGAGUUCCAGGCCAGCAACAGCCAGACCUCCUGGUUCCCCUCCAUCCUGACGGCCAUGCUCCACGCAGGGGGACCCCUGUGCAGCAUCCUGGUGGGACGCUUUGGCUGCCGAGCGACAGUGAUGCUGGGGGGGGUGCUGGCCAGCCUGGGCAUGGUGGCCAGCUCCUUCUGCCGCACCCUCAGCCAGCUCUAUCUCGCCGCAGGAUUCUUCACAGGCCUGGGCUUGUGCUUCAGUUUCCAGUCGACCAUCACCGUACUGGGCUUCUAUUUCACCCGCCGGCGGGCACUGGCCAACGCACUGGCUUCGGUGGGUGUCUCCCUGGGCAUCACACUCUGGCCGCUGCUCGCCCGCCACCUCCUGGAGGACCUGGGCUGGAGGGGCACCUUCCUUGUCUUUGGCGGGGUUUUUCUCCACUGCUGUGUCUGCGGGGCCAUCCUGAGGCCCGUGGCCACCAGUGUGGCCCCUGAAACCAGAGAAAGCCCUUCUCUACCUUCCAAGACACCUGCUCCUGGCCGCCUGGCAGCAUGUGGCCAGGUCAUCCUUCGCUACCUGGCCUUCGACAUCCUGUGGCACAAUGCAGGCUACCGAGUGUUCACGCUGGGUGUCACGUGGAUGAUCCUCGGUUUCCCGCUGCCACACGUCUUCCUGGUGCCCUACGCCAUGCAGCACGGGGUGGACGAGCACAAGGCGGCCCUGCUCAUCUCCAUCAUCGGCUUUAGCAACAUCUUCCUGCGGCCCAUGGCGGGGCUGGUGGCAGGCCGGCAGGAUGUCGCCAGCUAUCGCAAGUACCUGUUCAGCCUGGCAGUCCUGCUCAACGGGCUCACCAACCUGGUGUGCACAGUGUCAGCCGACUUCCGAGUGCUGGUGGGCUACUGCCUGGUGUACAGCGUGUCCAUGAGCGUGGUUGGCGCCCUCUUCUUCCAGGUCCUCAUGGAUGUUGUCCCCAUGGAGCGCUUCUCCAGGGCCCUGGGCCUCUGCACCAUCUUGGAGAGCAUCUGCAUCCUCAUCUCCCCCCCAAUGGCUGGGUUUGUCCUGGACAACACUGACAGCAACUUCAGCUACGUUUUCUACAUGUCCGGCUUCUUCCUCAUCUCAGCCGCCCUAUACAUGGGUGGCAGCUUCUGUGCCCUUCGGAAGAAAGAGAGGCAGGGCGGGCAGGCCAAGGAGGGAGCAGCCAUCACGGAGGCUGCCCCGGAGCGGGCCCUCAUGGUGGAGGGCACAGACACUUCAGAGAAGCGGCUGUGUACUGAAGUCAUGUAUGUGACCAGCGUCUGAGCCCCAGGAUCACAUGUGUGACCAGCAUUUGAGCUCAGAGGUCAGUGAGCAACUACUGUCUCAGCCCAAGAAUGGGAUGUCCAGCUGCUUUGCCCAGAAAACCUGAACCAAAGGCCAUCCCGGCUCACACGUCGGGACCCAGCCAGGAGCUGGGACCCUGGGGGCUGGCCUGCGAAACUCAGGGUUCCUUCCAAUGAGCAGAAUCCAGGAGCGAGUCCUGACUUUUUUCCUUGGGCACCAGGGUACUUGGGGCCCAGAAAGGUGGGUCUGAGCCCUGCUUGGGUCUGUUGUGGCUGUCUCAGCUCAGCUGCUUGCCCACUGCCGCUGCUACAACUCAACUCACCAGACCAUUAAGUCCCGCCUGGAUGCCUCCGAUGUGAUCUCUGUGACCUCUGGCCUCCAGACAGUUCCAAAGGGCUCACCUGUCCUCCGAAGCCCUCCUGCUUUUCUUCCUCCCGUGACCCAGCCCUUGCCCUCAGGGCUACCCCCAGCACAGGCUGCUGGGCUUCCCGCUGAACCUUGGCAAGAAGAGCAUCAGUUGUGGCCUGCAGCAGUGGAUGGCCAAGCUGAGGCGUUGGCCUGGAUGUGGGGUUUGGACAGAUUAAAUGUCGGUGGGAGUAUC
This is a messenger RNA of Molossus molossus (Pallas's mastiff bat), 2026 nucleotides long. RefSeq names its product solute carrier family 16 member 5 (gene SLC16A5). The record is from RefSeq and is a predicted model, not a curated record. Bases 1 to 1404 code for a protein of 467 amino acids. Gene Ontology annotation, biological process: monocarboxylic acid transport; transmembrane transport. The transcript is spliced from 4 exons. Gene Ontology annotation, molecular function: monocarboxylic acid transmembrane transporter activity. NCBI's taxonomy places the organism in Eukaryota, Metazoa, Chordata, Mammalia, Chiroptera, Molossidae.